GGCAUCAUCUCGUUCGUUGAGAAAGCAAUGGCUUUCAAAGACAGAUCAAGACGGUGGCCUAGCCAUAUAGCUGAAAAGUUUGUGCCCCCUUCGUUUUGGACUGAGGAUGCCAAGGGCAAUUAUCUUCUUUACAUUGUUCUGCCUGGUUUCAAACAUGAGGAGGUGAGAAUUGAGCUACCUUCGGCUGGGCAUAUAAAGAUUGAAGGAGAAAAGAUAGUGAAUGAGAACAAAUGCAUAUACAUCGACCAGACCUUCCCAUUGCCUGAGAAUUCAGAUCAGGAUAACAUCCUUGGGAAAUUUGAAGGUGAACGUCUCUACGUAACAGUCCCAAAGAUAUUAGCAGCAGAACAAAGUGAAGACGAGGAUAGCCGUGAGAAUGAUGAAAAUGACAACAGCACUGCAGAAGAAUCAAACAGCAACGAUGAAAAUCAAAGGAAACAUGAACAAAGUCAUGGUGCUAUACAGCGUCAUGACAGCAACAAGAAAGGAAAGAGAAAUGAAACUUGUCGUGUUGCCAGUUUCCCUAAGGAGAUUGUAAAGAAAUGGAACAAAGAAGAUAAUCCAUAGAGAUGGCAAUCAAGUGUCUUAAGAGAAAUAAGGGGCUUGUUCUUUCAGUUGUUAUAUUAUUUUCACUUGGGGUGUGGGUGUCGAAGCUGUUCAUCAACAAUGGAGAAAUAUAAUAAGCAGGCAGUUUGAUUUGCAUUAUUGUUGUUCGUACUUUAAUUAUCUUCUUAUGUAUUAUGUGAUCCACAUUGACAUCAACCUAUAUAUAUUUCUAUCAAAUGAAGAACUCUUGCAUGUCC
Messenger RNA from Theobroma cacao (cacao), 803 nucleotides. RefSeq lists its product as uncharacterized. Lineage: Eukaryota; Viridiplantae; Streptophyta; Magnoliopsida; Malvales; Malvaceae. The record is from RefSeq and is a predicted model, not a curated record.